Messenger RNA from Notolabrus celidotus (New Zealand spotty), 5151 nucleotides. RefSeq names its product ANTXR cell adhesion molecule 1c (gene antxr1c). Gene Ontology annotation, molecular function: signaling receptor activity. The coding region runs from base 637 to 2343 and encodes 568 amino acids. The transcript is spliced from 18 exons. The record is from RefSeq and is a predicted model, not a curated record. Gene Ontology annotation, cellular component: membrane. NCBI's taxonomy places the organism in Eukaryota, Metazoa, Chordata, Actinopteri, Labriformes, Labridae.
AUGGUUAAAAGUGGUUAGUGCCAUGUAAAAUACUUCCGGAUUAAACUGUGACAGAUUUUUAAUGUGACAUUUAUCCUCCCACCAAUUCCCCGCGAAAUGCGCCAGACUUCCACGUGAGGGAGGCGCAAAACGGCAUCUUGACCCAUUUUCCCUCUUUCUCUCUCCUCCUCAGUUUGAAAUAUGAAACCUGGUCCAUUUCAGCCAACUUUGUCCCCCGGGCUCCCAGUUCCUCCGGCGCCAAUGCUGCUCUGCAUUACCAGCUUCUUUUGGCUUUUUCAGACCCGAUUUCCUUCAUUUUAUCAACUUCUUCCACUUGGAACUGUUUAUGCCAAGUUUUUUUAAACUUUAAUUUUUCCUCUGCAACCCGCAUGGGAAUUUUAACAUAUCCGCUUUUUCCUAAUCAGUCCGUUUAAGAGAAAGUUUUCCUUUUUGACCGGGAUGCUGGUGGUCCUGUGAAUUGAGCUUCAGACAAGAGAGCCGGGAACGCAUCGCCUGUAUCCUCUCUUUGUCUUUGUGCAUCGUUGCCUCUUUAUGUAGAACUGUCUCUGGGAUGCAAGGAGACUGUGAAGCACCCUCCCUUUCUUUUUUUUAUUUUACACACAAAGGAAUUAACUUUUUCACCUCUAAGGACCAACAAUGACGAGAUUUUUGUCGAACAUGCGUGUUGUCCUGGUUUUAUUCGGAUUAGUUCUGCUCUCUUCUCCAUCCACAAGAGCCGAGCCGGAGGUGCAAGACGAGGAGGAAGAGGAAAGUUCCUGCCAGGGCGCUUUUGACCUGUAUUUUGUUCUUGAUAAGUCUGGCAGUGUAAAGAACCACUGGGACGAAAUCUACUACUUUGUGGAGAAUUUAGCAGAGAAAUUUAAAAGUCCUAUGCUGAGGAUGUCCUUCAUUACGUUCUCCUCCAGAGCAUCCACCAUCAUGAAGCUAACAGAAAACAGGGUGAACAUUAAAAAGGGACUGAACGCUUUGAAAAGAGAGAUUCCUGGUGGAGACACGUUCAUGCACCUUGGAUUGCAAAGAGCGAAUGAGCAGAUUAACCAAGAGAAUUUUGGCACAGCCAGCGUGAUUAUUGCACUGACAGAUGGAGAGCUGCAGGAACAUCAGCUCAUCACUGCACAGCAAGAGGCAGAGAGAGCCAGGUCUCUUGGAGCUAUCGUGUACUGUGUUGGUGUGAAGGACUUCAAUGAGACACAGCUGGCCACCAUUGCAGACACCAUCGAGCACGUGUUUCCUGUGUUAGGCGGCUUCCAUGCUCUCCGAGGAGUCAUUGAUUCGAUCAUCAAGAAAUCCUGCAUUGAAAUAUUAGCAGCGGAGCCUUCCAGUGUGUGUGCAGGAGAGUCUUUCCAAGUGGUGGUGAGAGGAAACGGUUUCCUCCAUGCCAGAAACAUCAACCAGGUGCUAUGCAGCUUCAAAAUCAACGAUACUAUCACGAUCAAUGAGAAGCCAGCUGAUGUAAAGGACACAUUCUUACUGUGUCCAGCUCCGGUCAUUGAUGAAAUUGGGAAGGUGAUCUACCUCCAGGUGAGCAUGAACGAUGGCCUGUCCUUCAUCAGCAGCAAUGUGCACAUCACUACUACAGAGUGUUUUGAUGGCACCAUCCUCCUGAUCACCCUGCUGGUGUUGUUCCUCCUGCUGGCUAUGCUCUUCAUGUGGUGGUUCUGGCCUCUCUGCUGCACUGUGGUGAUCAAAGAACCUCCUCCUCCACCUCCUCCUGAGCCUGAGUCAGAUGAUGAAGACGGCCUGCCCAAGAAGAAGUGGCCCACUGUGGAUGCUUCUUAUUACGGAGGAAGAGGGAUCGGAGGGAUCAAGAGGAUGGAGGUGCGUUGGGGAGGAAAGGGCUCCACAGAGGAGGGAGCUAAACUGGAGAAGCCAAAGAACGCUGUGGUGAAAAUGCCGGAGCAGGAGUAUGAGCCCUUCGAGCCCAAACCGAAGAAAUCUCACAACAAGAAGGCGCCUCAGAACCGGAAGUGGUACUCACCCAUCCGGGGUAAACUGGAUGCUAUCUUUGCUCUGUUUCGCCGCGGGUAUGACCAGGUCUCCCUGAUGAGACCCCAGCCCGGUGAUCAUGGUCGAUGCAUCAACUUCACCAGAGUCAAAGAUGAGUCAGCGGCAGCUAAGGCCAAACCCCGCACCCCGAUCCACACCCCGAUCCACACACCUUCACCCCCACCGCCGGACUACCCCUCCGUUAUGUGCACACCCCCCUCGUCUCCCACCUCCCCCAGCCCUCCCGCCAGAUCAUCCCCGACAGGACAGCUACCACCAGGACCACCACCAGCCCGAACACCCCCAGGGCUGCCCUGUCCACCACCAUCACGUCCCCCACCCACCCUACGACCCUGAAUCGUACGAACAAACCCCUCUAACCCCCCAACUCCCCUGCUUUGAUGUCACAGACUUGUUGCUCAGACCGGUUCUUUCGGUUUGAAAGUUCCCUGUUGUCACUGUCAAAGAAAGUCCUGUUAUAAGCCAAAGACCAGCAGUAUUUGAAUCCCAGUCAUUCAGAUGUUCUCCUCUUAUUUCUUGUUUCUUGUUUUUGGGGAAUGUCGAGUCAAACUGUAAAUGUGAAGAUUUUGUUGUUUCAACAUGCUACCACCUAGCAUGCAAAAUUCUAGCGAGGGGGUGGGUAGAAAUACUAGAAAAAAAAACACCUAGAAAUGUGUCUUUUUUUCAGAAUUGAGUGCAAGUUGAAGAGGAUGAUUUACCAAAUGGUUAAAUUAUUGCUUAUAAGUAACAAAAACUAUCUAAAGAAGCAGUUUUACUCCACAUUCAGACCUAACAGACAGGAAACAGGGUGACUGAAUUCUUUACUUAGUGUUGGCAUUGUAAGAUCAGAGAGGAUUGUUGCUGGACAGCAAAGCAUGUAGGGACAUGAAGUCCCCAGAAUCAUAGUGGAUGCAAAUUGGAUGAAAUUUCUCUGUUGUCUUAAUCAACUACUGAGAUAGGCCAAUGUUGACAAGAGUUAAGUUGAAAAGAAGGUAUUAAGGGAAAUGUUUGAGUUAAAACUUUAAACAACUUUGAGAUUGACUUAUUACUUCAAUGCUGUGAGGGUGAAUCAGAGAUUUACAAUCGCCAAAUGUCCAGUUACCUAUGAAAGCCUUCAAUAAGGUGUCAUUUUGGACAUUAUUACUAGUCUCAGUGCCAAAAUGUUUUUUCUUCACUUUUUUUGUGAUGUCUCUUUGAUCCAGAAACCAAUUCAAGUGUUUGAAUACAGCACAAAAAGUUGAAUUAAUCUGUAGUCCAGUGUUGGUACCAUUGAGUGACAGGGCAGUGUACAGAUGUUUUAUAGAAAGGAUGUUCACGAGAUGUGUUUAAGAUUUUUGAAUGUUACAGUGGUUGAUAUCUUUGAGGCUUUGGAUAUUGUCCUUAAAUAUUUUCAUGUAGUCAAAUUUAGGAUACAGCAAUAUAUAUUUUUGUUUUUUUUAUUUUUUAGUAUCUGCGCACAUAGACUGCUGGCCAACUACAGUAUGUAUGUUUUUGUUUUUGUUGGCAUUUGAACAUUUAAAGUGUUGAAAUUGAGCAAUCAGAAAUCAGGUUCAUGUCUCAUCUAAGACCUUUAUACUCAAUCUUAUACUGAUACUGUACUUUGAUGCCAAUAUGUGUUUUAUGUCUUCAGCUUUAUCAUCACCGGUCACAUUGCAACUGCAGGGCAGUUCAAAGAGCAUCUAAUUUAUUUUACUCCCCGAGAGAAUAAAGGAGAGUACUUGAAUAUCGACAAGGUGUCCAACCACAAAGACGGACACUGUGCACAGAAUUUAGAGACAACAGCUAGCAUACAAAGCCACCAGCUUUUUUACAAACCAUCCCUGCUCCACUUAGUCACAUUUAAAGUUGUGUGUAUAAAAAAACAACAACUCUAAAUUGCAAAUUUUGGUGUGCAUGUUGCUCUCCACAGCUUUGCACCAGCAGCUGAAUAGAUGCUGACAGCUACAUCUACAAAUCAGCAUCAACUGAGAAAAAGAAGUAUGAGAUUUUUCUUCAACGUGUUGAAAUUGAGUUUAAAAGGAUGCUGGUAUUCUUUUUUUAUCCUUUGCCUUUUGUUUUUUUUUCUUGUUCAAUUUUUUUUAUGCUUUUAUUUUGAAGUGUGUCAUCCAGCUGUGUUAUGUACCAUUGUGUUAGUUCAUGCAUUCACAUCAUCUCAGUGCCUUAAAGCUGAGCUAAAUAAAGGUGCAUAUGGUGCUUCCCUCAUGUGGCCAACAAUCCACGUUAACUUUUGAUAGAACUCAUAAUGUCUUUAAAUAUGACGACAUUCAUACAUCCCCAAAUAACUGAUGAGUUAAGAAAAGGAAACGUUUUUGAAUUGUGGAGAAGUACCUGUUUGUUUCAUUACCUUUUAUAGGAUGAAUCUUCAGAAAACUGUUGACAUUUCUUAAAGGUACAGUGUGUAGAAAUGGGAAUAUUGAGCAAUUUUUAGCCAACAGAUUCAACAUUGAAAUGCUCCCUUGCUCACCCCUCCUGAUGUUGGCCUUGGAAGAGCAGAAGCUGCUGUGAUGCAUAACAAGUAUGAUCUUCAAUUUGUACAGUUUUUACCCUCAAAAACUGUUAUAUAUUCAGGUGACUGGACCCUAAUUUAAACAUACCUGAGAAUAGUAAAUUAUAUUUCUAACUAGUCUGUCCUGCUAAAUGCCACCAAAUUAUACACGCUGUACCUUUAAUGAGACAAUUUUGAAUCAGAUAAUUCAAUUUGGUGCGCUUCAUUUUUUUUUUAUAUACACAAACACAUUCAAAGUAAAAGCUUGCCUUGUAAUGAAAAGUCUUAUUACUUUGGACUCAGCAGUUCUCAAGUCCUUGUUAAAUCUCUGAUCAGAACAAACAGAUGUGGUUGUGAAAUGUUUCACUUAUUACAGCUCACAAACUGUUCAACUUUGAAAGGUUUAGAAGAACUCUUUGACCGACUGAUGGGGUUCAGAUUUUUACAGUGCUGAUGUAUGUGUGUAUUAACCAACAGAGAUUUUCAGAAUAAAAACAGCAUCAAUGCAGACUGAUUACGAUACUGAAGCUGUCAGAUGAGAUACAUUAUGUUAAUCAGUGUUUUUACAUUUUUAUACAGCAGUGCUGACGCAAACACAAAAGACUAUAUGAUUUUCACUUGUUGGUUGACAUUUUUAUAACAGUAUCAAUAAAGAUUGACUUCCAAGCUUCUGACAAAGA